Molecule: messenger RNA, 1260 nt
Organism: Emiliania huxleyi CCMP1516
Lineage: Eukaryota; Haptophyta; Isochrysidales; Noelaerhabdaceae
Exons: 4
Coding region: 1-1260 (419 amino acids)
Cellular component (GO): nucleus; cytoplasm; ribonucleoprotein complex
Molecular function (GO): RNA helicase activity; RNA binding; ATP binding
Source: RefSeq, a predicted model, not a curated record
AUGCCGUCUGCCCGGCGGCGAGCGCUCGCCUUUUGCGCGACGCGCACGGAUGCCGUCGGCUCCAGCUUCGACAGCUUCGACUUUGGGAGCGCGACCGUGGCGCAUCUGCAGGCCAAGUUCUCGGCGCCGUCCGAGAUCCAGGCUCUGGCGUGGCCAGAGGCGCUCGCCGGCAAGGAUGUCGUCGCUGUCGCCAAGACUGGCUCCGGGAAGACGCUCGCCUUUCUCCUUCCGGUGAUGCGGCGCAUCGGCGACGGCGGUGGCGGCAAGGUGCGCGCGCUCUGCCUCGCGCCGACGCGGGAGCUCGCUGCGCAGAUCGGCGAACAGUGCGGUGAGUGGGGCCCUCUCUGUGGGCUCAGCGCUUGCGUCGUGUACGGCGGCGUCCCGCUCGGGCAGCAGAAGAGCGAGCUCGCCUCGCGGAAGCCGGGACUGCUCGUCGCGACGCCGGGCAGGCUGUGCGACCUCCUCAAGCAGGAGGUCGUUCGGCUCGGAGGCGCCUGCCGGCACGUCGUGCUCGACGAGGCGGACCGGAUGCUCGACAUGGGCUUCGAGCCGCAGCUGAAGCAGAUCUUCGCGGCGCUGCCCGCCGCAGAGGCGCGGCAGACGCUGCUCUUCUCCGCCACGUGGCCGAAGCAGGUCCGCAAGCUCGCCUCUGCCUUCCUCCGGCCGGUGGAGCAGACCGCCACCCUCUUCGUCGGAGGCGCGGGCGGCGAGGGCGAGGCGGGCCAGCCGUCCGCAAACAAGGCGGUGUCGCAGGAGUUCGUGCACGCGACGGACGACGAGAAGGACAACCUGCUGUGGAAGCGGCUGUGCGAGCUCGAGGCGGGCUCGCGCGUCAUCGUGUUCGCGAACACGAAGCGGCGCGUCGAGAUGGGAGACAAGCCGCAGGCGGAGCGCGAGCGGGCCCUCGCCGACUUCACCGCCGAGCGGCGGCCCCUGAUGGCGGCGACGGACGUGGCGGCGCGUGGCCUCGACAUCCGCGGCGUCACUCACGUCGUCAAUUUCGACAUGGCGAGGGACGUCGAGAGCUAUGUCCACCGCAUCGGCCGCACGGGCCGCGCAGGCGCGAGCGGCGUCUCGCUCACCUUUUGGAACCCCGACUAUGACAAGGAGUGCGCGCCGGCGCUCGUGGCGAUCGCGCGCGCCGCCGACCAGCCGGUGCCCGACUGGCUCGCAAAGUUCGAAAAGACAAAGGCGUCCAAGACGUGGGCCGUCGCAAAGGCGGAGGCCGCGCUGGCGGCCGCAGGCAGCGAGGCGUCGUAA